AUGGCUGUGUUAUGGCAUUUCGUGGCAGUGUUUCUUUCGCUUCUAAGCAUUAUAGAAGGAUGGCAAUAUUCGAAAAACCACCGCGGGCCAUAUGGAUGUGUGAUGAACACGCGGGGAGAAGUUGACUGUACAAGUAGUAACUUUACUUCCAUACCAGCUGAAAUUCCUCGCAAUGUUAUUGCCUUGUAAGUUACAGCAUGCUCCUUCGUCGAUUGAUUUGUUUCUGUGAUAAAGUAAAAUGUUAUGUCGUUCUCUCGCCGUUAUGGCGAUAUCUGGAAUGUUUGUUUCAAAGGCUAUCACAUGUGUGUCUCUCUUGAGGGUGUCAAAGAAAGUUAAAAAUAGCAAGAUGUCUUCCCAAGAUCACGUACUGGAUUUGAUUUACUAUUCUAGGUCAACUGCAUGCCGUACGACAUGAAAACAUAAUGUCCAGCUGACCGAUACAUACACUUCCGUGAGAUUUUAAUAUAAUUUCAUGGUUGUCCUGAAUCAUGCACGGACCGCGUUCGAGAGAGAUUGAAAAUUGCAGUUAUCUCCCCAUUUAGUGUUUAUGAAAGAGGGACUUAGAUGAUUUUUCGAAACUACCAAUCCGCCAAGAAAGUUUGACUGUUUGAAUGAAAUAGAUACAGCUAAAAAAUUAGAAGGAGACGCUGGUAACGCAGAAGAAAGGAUAACACGAUUGUAAUAAAUUUAUGGCUGAUUCAUCUGGAGAGAAUGACGGAGUCCUCUGUGAGGCUUUGCAAACCGAACAAAUUUUAUUCGUAGCAUUGUAUGAUUUUAAUUCGGUUUAUGUUUUAUGUUUACACGAAUACUGAGAUAUCUCCUGGAAUGAAACGUUAUCGCAUCAGUACGUUACUAUAAUUUUUAACACGCUCUUGAGCCAAAAUCAUUAUUGAAUUUUUACUAUGGUUUUAAAAGGUCCUGUCGAGCCUGGUUUUGACAUCGCAAACCGUUAAAGCUUGUCAAAACCUUUUCGAUCCAGAACAUAAAAAAUACAUGAAUCAAACAAAUAUAAAUCGGUUCAUAACCACAAGCCUCUGUGGUAUUUUUCGUUUUAAAAAAAUCUUAAUAAGCAAACCAUUGUGCGAUGUUCGAAUGUCAUCGUUUAAUUCGGCCUUUGCUAAGUUGGAUCUGAAUUAUUUGUUAGAUUUUCUACCCUUUGACAUUUACCUCUAUGUUUUCAGCAACUUUAUGUCUGCCAUAUAUUACACAUCGUCGGCACUGCUGAAAAUUAUGAAAUAGCAAAGCUACUCAAGGAUUUUUUGUUGUUUUGAUCUUGGAAGGGGUAGAAAUCUUUAGGAAAAGCAGUGGAAUUCUCGUGGUAUCCUGAAUGCCGGCACUCAAGCUGUACAGAGCUUCCUGAUAACAAGCGAGGCAAUUCCAUCUGUCUUCAUGUCUAUAUAUGUUCUUUGCUAUUCGAUAAAUUUACUCUUCGGUCACUUUAGAUUGUCACAACGUCAAAUACUUUGUUUAUAUUCCUAAUCCCGAGUGCAUAUUCUCAAUUUCAGAGAUAUGAGUGACAACAUGAUAAGCGAGCUUAGAAACUUCACGUUUUCAAGGUUUCCCAAUCUGACUAAACUGUAAGUACAGCUGUUUUAAUUCACUUUGUCUAUUUAGCUUGAUAGGGCACUCUUUGUUAUCAAAGUAGAAAAUUAAAUUAAAAUAACUGUCCGGCCUCUUUUAAACAGACAUAUACCGACUGCGCUUGCGUUUCGUGAUGAUGCGUUUAUAAAAAAAAAAAAAAAGUGCGAGCUAUUUAAACAAUCAGCCUAUUGUAAUCUUUUACUUUAUACUGAAGUACUGGGGGUAAGACUUUAUGGCAGCUUUCUCCGAUUUUGUAACGUUCUUUUGCAAAGCCGAGUUUUUCAGUAUUUCCUUUUGUCAACAUUAAAGAUAUAAAUUUCACGACCUCUUGCUGGGUUCAGGGUGUGAAAUGGGAUAGCUGAUGGAUCAAAUAAGCAUGGAACGUACUAGAGUAUUUCAGCUGCAAAUAUAAAAUGACUAAAUCUUGACGAUUUCACCAUGUGUAGUUAUUUAAAUGACUUUGUGUGCAUCAGACGUAUUUUUGUUUUGUUAAGAAUUUCCGAAACAUCUCACCCUCUCCCCAAGUUAACAACUUGACAAAGAAACUUUGUUUUGCUUUUAAUUUUAGAAGCCCCUUGUUGAUUUUAGAGCUUAAUUUCGUCUAUGCCUCUGGCUUUUAAAAUUGUUUUCAAAUGCUCCACUUUAUUUUGAAAAGGAGAAAGAAAACAUCUAUUCCUAGGAUAAAUACCCCAGUCUCCAACUUUGCGAAUUUCAUUGUUUUACCCACUUGACCAUUUUUCCGCGUUUUUAAUCUCUUACCUCCGAUUCAACUAGCGAGGAUUUUCGCCUGAAACUGGUAUGCACUUAUUGAUAACAAUAAUAUCUGCUGUCCAUUUUUUCUCUCUGUCGUGUCAAAUCACAUAAUCAGAAGUAUAAUUUAUUUUGAUUACCCAAAUUGGAUCAGGUCUCUUCCAUUAGGUUAGAAGUAUUCCACAGUCACUCUACACUAUCAAUGGCACAUACUUGCAGACGACGAAAGAUGUAGGAUAUAAUUUACUAAUACACACCUAUAGACCUUUCCGCGUGAAAAAGAAGUUAUUGGGAAACAGCUUGCGAUCGCAAUUAUAUUCUUUUAACUCAAAGCGAUUCAACAGAGUGCGAUUGGUUGUCAAUGCUUGUGAACAGCGAUUUAAGGAAUCUGUUCUGGUUACUUGUUUGUUUGGUUUUAGUUUUUUUUUGCGGCAAAACGUCUGUAAACAAGUAAGGUUUACGUGUGUUUAAAAAUAACCCUUCCAAAAUGGGACUGUAGUUUUAUAAAUACGCUGUGAAGGAAACCUCACGUCUGCAGGAAAUGGUUUCAGCAUAACAUCAUCGUAGAAUUGAAGUAUCAAACCCUGUCAUAACCACAAGUUUGAUAACUGAUAUUUUUAAGCGACAACUGUUUUUCAAACAAAAGCGGGUUCGAAUAUUCGAAAAAUGAAUGUAGCACUUUAUUAUUCUUAACUUUGUCUGCCAGUUUGAUAUGACUCAUUAAAAAGUUUUUAAACUUUUACUUGAGGUUACAAGCCGGAAGCGCAGACAGCCUUUCGCCUCUCUGUUUUGACAGCAAAAAACGCCUUUUAGUCGGGGAACAUAAAAUUCAUUAAAAAAAGAUCACGAAUUUCGUUAAUUUUGUAAGAAAAAAAGUCGCACUUUUACUUCAUAAGGAAAGAAACACGUGAAAUUCUGCUCUUACCUUUUUCUCUUUCCAUAUUAUAUCCUCACAUGAAAAUAUUUGCUGGUAUUAACCGCGUUGGCGUGCAAGCUGGCGGUAUACAACUUCAACUUUAAGUGUGAGAUCAAGUGGAGGUUAUUCAACACUAACGUUAGAAGGAUCUUUACUCUUUAGACGCUAUAACGACGCUAUAAAUUUUGAUUCAAAACUUUCUUUUUGAGGACCAAGAAAUUUCUACUAUACUGAUCAUUUUGAGCAUCAAUUUUCGUGUUUUCUUAUGAAUUAUAGAUUUCUUUUUCCAGUGUUGAUUUUCGCCUGAUCCUCGUGGGAUGUCAAAUCUCUUAUCGGCUCAGAAGCGAUGGUAUCUUAUUUUUGCUAAACGCUUUAAACUUUAAUCUGCUUCUCGGCCUAAUGGAGAACAGUUUACAUAGAAGCAAGUUCUCGAAAUAGCAAUUAUACUGCACGCAAUCUCGCUGGGCAGAAAUUUUGACACUAGAAAUUCCAUUAAACUGAAUUAUAUGUUUAAUGCGACAAUUUAAGAGCUUUUUCAAGGUAACCCCGUUUCAGAAGAGCUUUAAAAUCUCGAAAAUACUCGCUUUACUUGACAAAUCUCCACAGACGAACUGACGGCUGUAUAAGAGGAGGUUAAGAAGUCAGCCUUUUUCAUGAGCAUUUUUGUUUUCCUACCGAAGCAACAGACAAAUUUAGGUCUGACGACCACUCAAGUUGUUGAAAAAUGACAAUUUAUAUUUCCAUUUGCUUUUAAGGUCGGUAAUCUGUACGACUUUGUCAAAAGUUAGACAAAAGAAAUGACAGAGGAUGGGCCAUGAUCUGUUAUAACAGUUUUGCAUUGCCUAGUGGUGUAGUAAUAUAUAUUCAGUAAAGUUUUUUUUAGGUAAAAUCACGAAGGAAAUGAAAGGUACAAAUUAUGAUGUAAUUUGAAGACGGAAGGGUGAAUAUCAGUACAAUUAAAGAAAUUUUCCAGAGAAGCAAUGCGGUCGUUUUUUUUUUCGGAAACCUUCAAAUGAAUAAGUAGUUAGUUUGAUUAAGUCCACAGAAAUAAAAUAGUAAAGACAGGAAGUGCGCGAUCUUUCCAUUCAAUUUCAGCUGUAAGCGGAAAACUUUUCAAUUGACAAAAGUGAAACGUCUACAGCUGAUAACAAAAUACUAAGGAUUCAAAAUUAUGGAACAGUUAUCCGGCGCUUGCUGAUGCCCCGAUGUAUUGUAUUAGUCGAUGCAACUUAUAAUGCAUAUGGCAUGCUGGAGAUGACAUAUUGCAUAUUAUCAUUAGGCAUCAAGAUCUUCAAAAAUUAUUUCUGUCCCAAUUAGGCAGAUGACGGUCGCACAAUGAAAUAAAACCCAUAUCCAAAAAGUGUAAGUCAAAAUUUGUGGGUUAUAAUUUCUAGCUGGUACUUUUAGAAGUUCAGUUGUUUGUACUUGAGGUUCGCUUAUUACGCAAUCGUGGAGUGUUAAUAGGAAAGUACAAAGACAAUGGAGGGCAGAUCUAUUUUCAUAGCUACACAGGAAAUUGGUAUAAAGUCAGGGUAUUAAAUCAUUGCCAAAUAAGAAAGAUUCGGAUAUAAAAAUUUGGGUUACGGACAAUGUUUGCAAAAUUUGCUGUUCUAGAAAGUACCCUCCUCAGUCAUCAGCAUGUGUGCUUUGAAAGCAGGCGAGGAAUCUGCUCAUUAUAUGCUCAUUUGAUCCCGUACAUUGUUCUUCUCCCCAGUUGUUCAAACCAAAAAGCCUUGUACAUUCAAGUACAUAUAAACAUGCAUGUCAAACUCGUUAUACACUAAGUUAUCAGAGAGCAAUACGUUACGCUCAUACAAAACUUUGUUUAAUAUAUUCCAAGAAUGUCAUACCCUGAAAAAUUCGUAUAUAGUCGUCGACAAUUUUUUUCUGUUGUCAUUGAAAGUAAUUCGCCAAGGUUGGUCAUCAUUGAAAAUUGUUUGCCGUGAUAGAUUUCUUCACCAGCUGAGGAAAUAAAAGUAACUCGAAUAUUAUCAGAGAUAAUUUAUAUCAGAGAGAAUAAUUAUGAGCAGAAUUAAAAAUUUUAAGACACCAAAAUUGCUUUAAGGCAGGUGUGUCCAGAAUAACAGUUGUCAUCUGAAUGAAGAAUUCCAAUCUUUCGCGGAUGUUCAAAGAGCUCACCUUUGUUCCUAUUUCUGUUUUUCAUUUGCGCAGUGGAAUUUUGGUGCAAAAAUAAUAAAAGCAAUUGAAAAAUUACUUCAUUUCAGUACAUGUCUUUUUCUGUUUUCUUAUUAUAUAUUUCGAUUCCAUAUUCAUAACACUGAACUGCAAAUACAACAGUCGUCCUAACUUUGAAGGUUUUCCAACAGGCUUUGUUCAGUCGAAUUUGGUACGAAACGAAUCCCAUAUGACGAUACUUUGUAAACUUAUUUGUAAAUCAUUUCAUUCAGGAUGAUGAUAACCAUGAUAAUAACAGUGAUGAGGAUAAUGAAAUAAGUUUCUUCAUAUCUUAUACUUUCUUUUUUUCUCGCGAAGCUUUUUAGUUCUCCCGAACUAAAAUUGAAAGUCUUUUUCGCGCACCAUCUUUAAAUACCGAAACAUAUCAGCAGCAAGGAGUCUUUCGUUCUCUCAAUGUUUUAUUUUUGGAUAAUCAGCGUAAAAAUUAACUGACCACCUCUUUUCACUCUUUCCUUUCGUAAAACACUAUUUUCAAAUGGCUUUGAGACAAAGAAUUGCGUAUCUGAAAAACAUAACUUGUUUCAUAAAUCUGGUCUCGUAAUUUUUUUCGAGUUGUUACAAGACUAGUCGCCCAAGAAACUACGCAGCGUAGUCACCGCGUAUCGUGUCUAUCGUGUCUUUCGUCAAUAUAGAGGAAGCUGAGUUGGAAUUUUGGCGACAAACAGGGAUUAGGUCUCCUUCUUACAAAGCUCACUGCAGCGAAAACGUCCAAACUGUAGCUGCAGCCUAAGAAUAUCAUGACAGUUAACGUAUUACGAAGAAAGAUACCAAGAAUAAAGGAAAGAAAUUGAUUGUACUCAAGUUUCAUAGAGUGUCCACUGAAAAAUCCCGCUGGGUACUGUAUAAGAAUGGUUUGCCUCCGGCUUUUGUCAUAGAGUUUUAAUAAAUGCUCUGUUUAUGCUCUUUAGGUAUUUAGUUUCUCUGGUUAGUUGGUCAUUUUCUUUCUUUACAUCUUAGUAGACAUUCAAUCAGCCACAACCAACUUGAUAGUGGUCUUCUCACAAGACAUGAUGCAUUUCAUUAUUCACUCGUUAUAUUCAUUCUCUAUUAGUUUCAUUAUUCACUCGCGAUUUUGAAUAAAAGCUCUUCGUUAAAAUUUUAUCAAUUUGCCAUGUGACUUCUUCGUAUAAUGCAUUUAUUUCUACGGUCAAAGAGAGCCGCAUUUUCCAGCGAGCCAUUAAAAAUUUUCUUCAAAGGCACGUUCAAUAUUUAGAAAAAAUUCGAUCAAUUCACAACAUCUGCUAUUGAUAAGACCCCUGAUGUGAGGCAUAACUGCCGCUCGCCCGUUUCCGUUCAUUAUGGAUUCGUUUUGACUAUGUGUUGAAUGAAGAACGCGUUGGAACAUACCAAAAACGAAAUCAAACCUAUUUUUAGUCUGUAUAUCAAACUUUUUGGUCAUGCAAUUUAGGUUUAAAAAUAAAGUACGGGCUUGCCGAAUCUAAUAAUUUUUUUCGAGGGGUGCACUGAAUUUCCCUAUGAGCUUGCUUAGUUCACCAUUAGUCAUAUCUGGAAACUCUCUCUCACUCCAGAAACAAAUUUGGUUACUUAUUUCAUGCCUCAAUAUCAAAAGACCUUCCAAAAAGUACAUUGAAGUGUGAUCGUUUCUGAUGAUCGACACGUAACGUAACUCUUUCUUGGUCUUUCUUUUGUCCGAUUGACAAAGUUGGUAAUGUUUUGGCGUGUAACGAUUUCCCCUAUCAUUGUUUAUUGAAGUGGCUCAAAGGAAUUAAAUAUUUCUUAUUUGAGUGAACAUUUGAAUUCUUAGAACCUCAAAAAUGAAUUAACAGAAGGCAGAGUGUAGAAAUAGAGUCCUCAAGAGAGAAAAGAUGUCCUUUGUGUGAUCGAAAGGGAAACAGAAACAGUUCAUAUUGCCUUCGGUCUGUCAUGAAUUAACUCGCCGAGUUACUGGAACACCAUGAAUAUUUUAAUUGCUUGGAAUGGUAAAAAUUUAUUACAAACACAAUUUGUAAUCUUAAAUGCGAAUAUAAAAUCUGAUAGGCUGAGCUAUCAUUGAUAUACAUUUAUUAGCCAAUAGUUCGCCGCAAUGACUGCAGAUCAAAGUUCUGUUAUGUACUCCCUUAACACUCUUCGCCGUUUUGGUGUGGGUUUCAAUCUGCUUUAAUGAUAUCAACAAUUAAAUUUUCGCCCAGAAUUAGAAUUCUAUGAAGUGAUGGAACAAAUACCUAAUUACAAUACGAUAUCACAUCAUAGUAAUUGGCACCUAAUCAGGAGCAUUUUAAUCUAAUUGUUUUAUAGAGCUGUUAUCGUCAAGCAAAUUUAUCCGAACCUCAAUAGGUUUCCUUGUCAGCGUAGGGUAAAUUUGUCCUGCAUUUACCGAUCUUAAUUGGUUUAUGAGCUUAGUGAUAUAUUUGAAAUUAAUUAAAAGAUCUUCGAGAGAAGAUCAAACUGGUUGCGGUUACUGAAAUCUUAUGGCCAAGCUGGGCGGAUAAACUUAUCUUAAUGACCCAAAUUUCUCGUGAGAAUAUUCUCUUGUGCUGCUCAGUUGCUGUAUAACGUGAUUUAACAUAUUCUUAAUUUAAUAUUGGCUUUUGCUUUGAUUGUAAUCUUUAACGGAUCAAGAGGCAUUCACUCUAAACUACAAGAGAUUGCGAUAAGGCAACUAUUGAUUAAAUCAGUUCUUUGUGUAUUUUGUGUUGUGUUCUGACCUGUUUGGAUUGUAGAAAAAAGACUAUCGUUUCGUGUUGGUGAAGCGAAGAACUUUCCUGUUAACCUGUAUUGCUACCAGGAAAGACUUUUCUCUUAAACAUGUCAGGGUGUUUUGGCCAUGCUGUUUUUUCGUUAAUCCAAACGUGGUUUCGCACAGGGUUAAUGAUUGCGGUCCAGGGCGUUAGGGGUCGAAUAGCUGGAGUCAACUGGUUAAACUUGAGAUCGGGGUCAGUUGAAGCACUUGUGCACAGAGUAAUAUUGAGUUCUUAAACAAGGCUUCUGUGGCUGAGGUUGUUACCACUGUUGACUUAGUAUCCGAACUUGAAUGUCAAUAUACCAUAAGUAAUUCCUUCAGAUUGUUUUUGGACAAUAUUUGAAAAACCCCGUCAAAGCACGUUUCAAAAAAUUGAUUAAGAAUAAUUGAAAAAUAAAUGGAAUCCAAUGGCAGGAAUUGUUCGUCCACUGUACCUAGAGCGAACAGAAUCACAAUCUACCCAUUCCUACUUUCUUUAAAUAUCAUUUCACACUAUUCCGUUUGCUUUCAUAAAAUAAUUUUUGUGAAUCUUUUCGAAAUAAUUCAAUAGAGAUUUGACAGGUGCCUUGUUGAGGAAAAAAUCCUUCUCGGGCAAUGUGUGAGACAGUAAAGGUUAAAAGACGAUAGUUUGAUGAAAUUCAUAUUCAACUUUGUGGUCUACUGGUUUGGAAUGUUCUGUACAACAAUUGCAAAGUUAGGCUAAAUGACCCCACUGUGUUAUGAUAAUAAUCGACUUUUUCUCAGGCUUGCAAAAUUACUAUCAGUACAAAUUGAGCUAAAAAAAACGCAAAAUUUUGUUUCGCUAAUCUAUGAAUCAAUCAGGUAAAAAUGAUAAACCAAACAGAUGAAAUAAGAUUAAGGCGUUUGAUUACAGGACAGACUGACCCGAGCAUCAAAGCUUACUCUUCAAGUUGCCGACAACUUUGAAAAGACGUUAGAUGUUUGACAGACAGUCAGUUUAACACUUUCACCUGUACUUGUCUCACGUUAUUAGAAUUCAUCUUUUUUCAAGAGAAUUUGGCGGCUUACGACCAUUUCUAAUUAUUAAUAAAAAUGAAAGGAAGCCGAUAAGCAUUAAAUUACCAAUUUAAGAUAAAGUCUUCUGCGCCCUGUUACUAGAACUUUUUCGAUCGUUUUUUUGUUAACGCAAAGUUUAAAAGUAACGCGGUCAUAUCUUUCAUGAUAAUGUAGAAAUCAUUUUGUUUUCGGUUCUUUUUUUUACAAACAGUGUAACUCCUCACCGUUAUACGUGAUUUGUUGUGGUUUGGUUGGGUUAACGAGAACCUUGGUGUGAAUUUUGCGGUGAAAAUAGUAUCAUUCCUUUCAUUUUUAAUCUGCUAUGAUAGACAUCUAGGUCCUAAUAAUAGUCUUUACGUGUUAUUAUUAGUUUUUUUUAUUGAGUAAAGCUUUUCGUUCAUGCUCAAUUAUGAUUUUUUGUAUUCCUAGAAAAUUCCUUUCUAAUUUAAGUGCAUGUUAAGCCAACUGAUGAUCAAAGAGCACAUGUAUUGUUGGAUCCAAAGUGUCAGUCAGCCUACAAAAUAAUGAUGAUCUGUGGAAUUCUUGGCUUAGGGUUUCUUUGCCGUCGGGCUUUGACAUUGCCUCAUCAGAGAAAAAAACGUGUUUAAAAGUGUUUAUCAACGCUGUUUUGUGUUUUUACAAUUAAAGCAUAAUCACACGCAAUUUUAUAAUGAGCUAGAUUACAUUAGAUUUGUUUAAUCCAAAUGAACUCCUGCAUGAGGAUGCUAAAUAGAUUACCAUAAUUCUAGAGGAUGCGUUUAAAACUUUCCUAGUGCGAAAUUUAUUAUGCUUCUAGUAGAGAUCUAUCGAUUUACCCUUAGGCAAGGCGACUGGUGUGCAACAUGCUAUCGGGCGUUCUUUUCCGGCGGGGGUGCUAAGCUCGGGGAGGGGAAAGUCGGCGUAAGAAGGGAAAUGAAAGAACGUUUGAUCCCGUGAUCCCGCUUCCGCUGGCUUACAUUUUGUUCUUUUUCGCGCUCCCGUCUUUUAGCGCGUGAAAUAAGUACAAUACGAUGAUAACUAAUGGGUAAGAUGGAGUUAUAGUUUCACUUAGGGUGGCUUCAUUUUUAUGCUCUGAAACAAAAUUAGUAUCCAAGAGUCAAGUGUACUCUGCCAUCCUCUCUUUUCAACCGGAAAGAUGUGAUUAUUUUUUAAUCAAAAAUAAGAUGCAAUUCUUCAAAUUAUUAGCUUACCAGUAGGGGUGUUUUGAGCAUAAGAGGCUAAAUUAAAUUUGCAGUGUCAUGAUUUACCAAACCUCCGCUACUUGUUUUAAGAUUUGGUGGAGCUGCGCUUUAUGUGCUCUUCUCGUCUUCUCUCAUUGUUCGUGACUGUUCUGCUAAGGUUUUCACAAAGCAAAUGAAAAGGCAACUCUGAAGUCGUGGGCAAAACAAAUUGCUUGACUUGUCUUACAUGAAUUCGAUACUCUAAAAAAACCCACAAUGUCUUUAUUUGCUAUUUGUGUCAAUCUGUUCCAUCGCAUUAAUCAUCUUCACUGCCUUCCGUUGUAGUGUUUCUUCCCUUUGUGGUUUUUUUUAUUUUUCCAGACUGAUAAUGCGUGGUUUUAUUCCCACAAAAGAUAAUUAUUCUCGCCUUAGAAAGUACGCGAAAUAUCGUGAGGUACCCAACUACUUGCUGACUGUUUGCCGGCUGAAAGAAGCCGCCCAUCUGUAACUGGGGAUUAAUUAUGUCAAGCUAAACGAAAUAAUACAUGGAGUAGCGAAUAGCACUCAUAAGAACAUCCGGUAUUAUCUUUGUCUUGAUGAGAGAUGCAGACAACAGAAAACUUUUUGUUUCUGAACGUUUCUGAAAAUAGCCAGAUAACUUCCUCAAAGCUUUUAGUUAAGGUCAUCUGAAGUCCAAGCUACCACACACGCUUUCACUCUCCCAGGAGGUAUAUAGAAAGCACUUAAUCAUUUGAAUUGACUUAAACAUGUUUUAAGAAAACAAUGUCAUAAUAAUUAAUUGUCGUUACAGUCUUUUUUCUACUUUAAAAGGCAUAUUAAGCCAACCGUGAUCCAGAGGGUUUUUUUUUUAAGAUGACCCAUUUGUGCGUGUUCAGUAAUCUCGAGAGUUCCUCCAACUCUCUCAUUUUAGACAAUGAAAUUAUUGUGCGUCAUUAAUUUGCCAUGCUCUUGAGAGAAUUUAUCAAGAGGACUUGUAGCGUACAGGCUUCUGAUGGGUUAAAAAUAUCGAUGGACGGAAUGCUAAUUUUCUUCAUGUUGUUAUCACGUGAAAGGGAGAGUAUCAACUCAGUCAAAGAUCACAUUCAAAACAAUCAUAUCCGGCGACGAAAAAAAAAAAAAAACACUAAUUAGAUCAAAUUUUAUCCAGAGACAGGGGACACUGCAAUGUUAAAAUUGUCACUUGAAAACCCCCCUGCGAGAAAAAAAGUCAUUGAAAAUAUAGAAUCAAUGAUUGUCUUCAAAUUGAAUUAGAAGUGUACCGUAGUGUAAUAACAUUACAACAAAUAAUUGAGUCAAGACUCCUAGUUAAGACAGGUAAAAACAGAUCAAUCUGAGCGAGACCAAUUUUUCCCGAUGUUUCUGUCUUUUCUCUGAUGUUUGUUUGGCCGCUAGCUCCUACACGAUUAUAUAAUGUUGCGUCUAGGUCGACGAUGUUGUUGUAGUUUUGAAAGAGUUACUGGGACAACCUGUUAUAUAUUACAGGGUACAUAAGGAUUUACACGAAUUAAUCACCAAGUUGAAAGAGGAUGAACACAUCAGACCACAACCUUACCAAAGAGGUCUAUUUCGGUGGUAGUCAGGUCACAGAAAGCCGGCGCAUGAUCAAAGUACUGGGAAGUACGUAUUACUAUGGCUUACGAGAAAUCAGAGCUCGUGUCGAAAGACAAAAGCAAUUCAGUUUAUUAGAUUUGUACUCUCUGUUGUGUUCUGCCACACAAGACGCUUGAGACAUAGCUGAUGAACAGGAUAAUUUCAUAUUGUAAGCCAGCGUAUGGCUUUUGACGCCAUGAAUUGGGUCUUCUUUGGCUUAUUAGUUACAUCGCCCCUGGCCAGAAGGAGGAGAGCUAAACGCAAAUGGAUUGUUUACAAAGAGAAACAUAUUAGAAAAACUGUCCUAAAUGAUAUUUGCCAAGAGCACUUUUGCAAAACUUUCGCUUUUUAAUUUUGUCGCUAAAAAAGAAGUUUUUUUUUUACAAAACCAAUUCAGCCGAAGAUUCGUGGAGAACAAAAAAUAAUAAUGACUUUUAGCUCAAAUUCAAACAUAUCCUGUAAAUGUGAAAUGAAAAUAUUUUCUUUCAAAGCGGCAACUUUGAAACAUUAGAAAAUUACUGCGUAUAAUCCUUAUUUCCUUUUGCAUGUGGGAGUUUUUCUGUCUGAAAAUUUGAUUUGUGGUCCUAAUUCAAACACUUUGUGUUAUUUAUCUAUCAUGAUAAGGUGCCGCAAAAAAAAUCAGCUUUAAUUUUAAUGUGGAAAAUAGCAUUGACUUCACCACCCACACAGUUAUCGGCAAGAUUUAGAAAUCAGCAAUGGUUUUAUCUCAAUUGCCGAGUUAAAUUUUUUGAAGGAAAAUUUUUUGUUUGAAAAGUUUUACGAAGUUUUAAAAUGUGGAUACGCGUUUGAAGGAGGAAAGAUUGUGAUAUUUUUUAUUCAUUCGUCGUGACGUUACCUUCAGAUGACAAUAUAUCAGUUUGUUAAGGAAAAAAAGUGAGGAGACCUGAAUGUUGAAACCAAUAUGGAAAAAAGAUGGCUAAGAAUGAAGAAUAUUUCAAAACUGUAAAAUAUGUUGCAAGUGAAAAACUAAAAAGAUGUAGGCUAAUUUUUCCAGUAUAGUGUACAGAACAUACCAAUACUCGUUUAAGAAAAUGGUUCUUAAUCAUAGGUGGAUAAAGCAAGAUAAGCCCCCGAAGCGAGUUUUAAAAAACCGACGUUUAUAGCAUAAGCUGAUGGUUGGAGCGAAAUUCUUUUACUCGCCCACUGACACAGCACAACAGUUUGUUUAGAAAUCGUUUCUAAACGACUUCUAAACGACUUCUAAAAAGUCAGUUCAAAUACAAGUGAAUGCUCGUCCAACUAUAGUAAUUCCUUUAAUGAAACCCCUCUCGGAAAUGUAUCCUACCUUUGUUUCUCUUUCCUACCACGUUAGAAGGAAAAUUAUUUUACUUUUUCAGUCGUAAAUCCUCAGUUAUCCUUGAAUAUGAUUCCGAGAGCUUAUCCACUGUCUGAUGUACGUUCACGAGGACAAUGUUCCAAGUUUCUUCAAUAGGUUGGCCGUUUAUAACUAUAACAAGACAACUUUUGAAAUAAAACCCCACACUGCUUAUGUAUUGUUAAAGUGAGUACCAACUAACUCUCACGGGAAUACGAGUUUCUCAGCGGUGACCUUUGAUAAAUAAGCAACACCGUGUAGGAAGACCAAUAAUGCCCUUAGUCGCCUUAUACUAACGAAGUCAAGCUUCGGUAUGCCGUAAGGGGCUAAUGACGUGCUCAUGACGCUCACAAAAGUGUUCUUGCUUCUCUCUUUUCUUAGGACUUUGAAUGGAAAUAAGCUGUAUCAUGUUCACCCUAAUGCCUUUGAAGGACUCAAGCAUCUCAGGAUACUGUGAGUUUUCGUUACCUCUGAAUGGCAAAUGAGAUUAUCUUUUACUCGGCAUUCUCUAUGAUCUGAGGUGUAACAAGAAUUAAAUAAUUUGACAUUAACCUCGCAUAUCUUGCCUCUUAGAUCACUUAAAGAUAAUGACUUAAAGACUUGUCCAGAGUUUGGAGUUCACCUGAAAUCCUUAAACGAGCUGUAAGUACUUGAAUACCAUAUCAUAUUGAUCCACCUAAUAAUUAUUUAAACUGAUUUCUUUCUUUUUUCUUUCAGAUAUUUAACAGGGAACAAAAUGAACACCAUUAAAGCUGGGGUUUUCAAAGAAGUUCCGAAUAUUGAGCACCUGUAAGCUAAAAUGACUGUUACGUGGUUUUCAAUGACAUACUUAUAUCUGGACCCUUUCCUGUAUUCAGAUAUCUUUAUUGACUUAUUCAUUUAUUCAUUAUUUUUGCUAUUUUGUUUCACGAUUCUUGCUGAAGUACAUUGCUAACUCAUACCUUUAAUACCUUUGAUACAUUUUGUUGCUGUUUUUUUUUCUUUAAAUGUUCCUUACUGAGAGGGAUCAACCUGAUGUUAAUAAUGGAUCUGUUACAGUUACCCAUGGCUAUGACUUAAACGUUUCGAUUUAAAAGAGCCUCACAACUUUUUUUCGAGUCCUUAUUUUAUCGCUUCGCAGUACUUCCUUAGACUUGAAGGAGGUUCCAAAAUUUUAGCCGACAAGAUACAAAAGAAUCAUCAAUUGGGGUUUAGGUCAGUGGGGCCAUACUCAGUAAACAUGACCACAGUCCGACUUUUCUUAAACUCAAGCCUUUUUUAUGUUUUUCUCCAAAGUACCUGUUAUCGGGAGUCCAAUGUAUGUACUUUUUCUUUAUUGUUUUUUUAUGGUACGUACAUUUUUUAAAAAAUAUUUACCCUUCUAUUCUUGUUUUUAGCUGGCUUGAUAACAACAACCUAACAGAAGUCCCAGCGGAAGCUUUGAAAAGUCUAAAAGAACUUAAAUAUUUGUAUGUAUGCAACUUAUUUUUAAUUCAUACAGUAAAUGGUUUAAACCCGGGGGUAACAAGUUAUAGUGUGCAAGGAAGACUUCAUCCGACGAAACAGUCACCGAACUACUACUACUAACGAAGCUAACGACAACGCAACUCCUACGACUACAGCGACUAUACCGUACAUAAAGGACAUAUCUGAGAACAUCUUUUGCAUCCUAGAACCCUUCAAUAUCCGCGUUGCUCACAAACCCAUUACCACACUACAUCAGUAACUGACUGACGUCAAAGACGAACUGAGGAACAGACAGGGAGCAGUUUAUAAGAUCAAUUGCUCCGACAGCCACGCCUCCUACAUCAAUGAGACUGGCAAUAACCUUACAACUAGACUGACUGAACACAAGCGAGCGACGAGGAAAGGCGAUGUCAACAAUCACAUUGCUGAACAUCACCGACUUACGAACCAGACUAUGGACUGGGACUCGGCGCAAUACCUAACCAACAGCACCGACUACUUUCAACGACUGACUCCGGAAAGCUGGUUUACUAACUAAGAAAAGACUCCUCUCAACAGGUGUCAACCACUACCGGCACCAUACAAACGACUCAUUCACGACAUUAACAUUACAAACGAACCGAAAAAAACGACCUAACUUCACUAACGGAUCGAGACCGACCAAUCACCACCAACGACGAACGCUAGUUGAGUCUUACAGCCAAUAACAUCACGGUAAAACUGACCAAUUAGUUUCUACAAACCGGACUUGGAACAUUCGACUGACAACAACUAUUUACUUGACUCUGAUGACGACUUCCGCUCAGGUUUCGAAACGUCAAUCACCACUACCGACAACAGUCCUUCUCAGGACUUCACUCACCCGAACGAUCAAACUACACUAUUACUUAUUUUGUAACUAGUUUUUCCUCCGUUUAAUAAAUAAAGGGUUGACUUAAUUCUCCUUUUUUUUUAGGAAUCUUGAGUCAAACAAGAUUCGCAUAAUAAGAAACAGUUCUUUCCAAAGUCAGUCCAAGCUUGAGUCGCUGUGAGUAUUUUAUUCCUUCAACAUUCUGAUAAAAAUGUCAAAAGUAAAAAUAGGACUAAAGGGUUACAAAGGGUGGGAAGCUGGGUUCUCCCCAAGAAGGCUAAGCAACCUCCUGUAUUUCUGGCACUGAGCACUUACAAGCUCAUGAGUUGAAGUCUCGAAUGGAAAGAAUACCCAAAGUACAUAAUUUCAGCUCCUGAGACUGCAGUAAAGAGCUACAGCCAGUUGCAAAAGUAGUUGAGACAUAUUACCUUGACAAGAGAUAAUUAUUCACCAUGUGAUCCAACAUAAUGUAUUCCUCUACUCCCUCCCCUCUUUACAAUGUUUCUAGCUUAGCAGUAACAUAACAUCUACAAAACUUCGAUAAACAACAUGUGAAUUGAGGAAGGAGGGCAGAUUCUGUUUUUUUUUGGUACCCAAUUUCUUGGCCAUUUGAUGAAAUCGGUAAACGCACUUUUUUCUCAAUGACCUCCGUCGUGUAGACGUAUGGUACGAGGAAGAUGAUAUGAAGAGAAACCCAGCAAAUUACCAAGCAAUUGUCAUGGUAGCAACGCAAACCGCGCCUCAGUUUUAUCAUCAAAACACCGUUACCAAAUCCCCAUUAUUGAAGAGUGGAAUACCUGUAAAUUAGCUGGUGCGUCAUUUCAUUACGUAAUGUCACACUUGAAUAGCUAAGCGUAUCACACGAUAAACUUAAAUUGUAUUUUAAGGUGUCUCAACAUUUUCGCAACUGGUUGUCGUCUAACUGACACUUAAUGUACCAAUAAUAGUUUUUGGUUUUAAGUACAGACAAAGAAUGAAAUCCAUUCGUGUCCUUUUUCAUUCCUUUUACUUAAUAUUUUUAAUUUUCCUUUUUCUUAUUUGGUGAAGAAUAUGUUUCAACAAUGAAAUAAGGGAGAUCGAAGACGACGGAUUCAAAGGGCUAGACUCUUUGAAGUAUUUGUGAGUAUAUGCUAAAGCUAUUAUGAUUUUACCGUCAUUUUUAAGAAAUUCAAUGCUAGGUUUAAAUAGCGAACUAAGUAUAGAUAUACCCAAAAGAAACGUGAUACUUACCAUACUUCCGUCUCGAGCGCAUAUUUUCGUAUGGUCACUUCUAUAACAGUGGUAAUUUUGCACUAUAGCAACAAAAAAAAGGCUCCAUCAAUGGAAAAAGCUCAGUAAAUUUUGUUUUUCUUCUUUGUUUUAGAAGCUUGAUGGAUAAUAACCUUAGCCAAGUACCUGUUUCUCUCAAAGAUGUCAAGACCAUUUCCCACUUGUAAGUGUUUUCGUAUUCUUCGAUCAGGAACAAACUAUGAAGUGAGUCUGAGGACAAUGUUAAUGAACUUGCUGAACAUCAAAUGACGUCAUUUCAAUGUUUGACUUACAUACUGCAAUCUGGUAGUCAUGACGUCAGGCUCCGUCUAGGCCUUACUGCUAUUACUAUAAGUGCAGUUGACCUGUGAGGAUCAUUCAUACAGCGCUAUUGGAUUGGGAGUCAUAAAACAUAAACCAAAGAAAUCACAACGGCCAAUCAAAGGAAAGGAAAAAACCCUGAGGAGCCUAUGAGAUCUCAUAGUGAAAACAUAGUGAAAACUAAAGCGCGGGAAAACGCGGGUGACUAAGUCGCGGCUAGUUUUUGUUUUGUAUCUGAUUGGUUGAGGGUACGACGCGAUUUUUUUUGGACCAAUCACGGAGCAAAGCAAAAUAAAACCAAUGCAAACCCGAAUUACUGUCGACACCCAAUUGUAGUUGCUCUACAUUCUCAUGUUCUCACAGGAUUUAUUCCACAUAUUAUUUUUGAUUGACUUUAGUUUAAAAGAGUACUAGCUUUCAAGGAAAAAAAGCACUUUAAAUUCUUUUUUUCAACUUUAAGCAGUUUAAGAGAGGAUCAGUAUUCUGUUGUCCACACUCUGUGUUCGCAACUUGAGUUUUAUUUUUCCUUCCAAACAGGGAACUUAGUUCCAAUCCGAUCGAUGAAAUUCCCGACCAUGCGUUUAAGGGACUCGUUAAACUCCAGACGUUGUAAGUAUUGUUGUCGGAUAGCGCCCCUUCAUUUUUCUCUUAUUGUUUCAAAUUCCCUCUCUUUGAGUUUGUUUCCGUUGCUUUUGUAAUUCUUAAGCAACGUUCUCUAUGAGACCUGGAAUCAAAGCUGUCUAAAUUUUAAACAAAUAAAAUUUCCUUGCGAAGUCUUGAUGGAUGUGUUUCCAAAUGGCCCUUAGAAAGCAUACCAUUGGCCUAUGACCUGAACCAAAAUACGACCUUUUUUUAACCCCAUCACUACUAAGAUGUUACUAUUAAUUUUCGUCAUUGUUUAAUUUCAAAUUCAUUUUCUUUUUGCUUGAAAAUUUGUUGGAUUACUAAGGAUAAAUUGUCUUCUGGUCAGCCUGGGGAGUGAAAGAGUCAAGGUCUGUAACUUGUCACAGUUCAUUGACUUAUUUUUACCACUUUGCAGACGUUUCACUUGGGAGAAGCUGAACUCUGUUGGUCACAACGCUUUUGCCAACCUACCAAAACUAAAAACCCGACUGUAAGUUCUGACACAUUUUUGUGAAAGUUUAUUUUCCCAUAACGUUGAUUAAAGCCUUUUUUCCAACUUGAAAAGACUGAGGAGUAUUUUUUCUUCCCCGUGUUGCUAAAAAAAUACUUGCUAGUUCAUCACACUUCCCUCAAACCCAGCGCCUUUGGUGCCAUUUUUAACAGACAUUGGCGGCAUGGAUAACCUUUUGUGGAUAUUGAAUUAUCGAUGAGAUGUAUGGAUGUGAAAAGAAAACGAUCGAAAUAAUUACUUCGAUUCCAGCAUUAAACACAUUAAAUGAUGUUUUAUUCAUAUUUUAAUUUUUUUCGUUUUACUUCGAUGUUUUUCAGGAGACUGGUUAAUUUACGUUUGGAAAAAUUUCCAAACCUGACGGGCACAUCUUCUCUCCAGUACCUGUACGUAUUCCUGAAUAAUGUUUUUUUCUACCUUAGCAAAUGAUUAAGAAACGAGAUAUCUUUUGGUUGGAUUAAGUCAGAUAUAAAACUUCUUGACUUGGUCUUCUACUUCGAAUCUUUAUGACGGAUUAUGAGCUGAUGAUGAUUUGGUGGUCUGAUUGCUUUUGUUUGUUUCAGGACUCUGACUGUUAACAAAAUUAGAGAAUUACCUACGAAUCUUUGCCAGAAUCUGAAGGAAUUGGUGGAACUGUAAGUAGAGUAUAGUUGUACUUUGUCAAACAACUCUAAACGCACCCCUGGAUAUUAAGAAACGCAAAAUAACAGAAAGAUAAUAGAUUGGGUACCUUGCCUCUUUUUUCAACGAUUUUGCUAUUGCCGUUGUAAUGAAAGCAAGGAUGGUUUAACGAGAUUUUCAAGAGGACGUAAACAUCACAUUAGAUUUUAUCACUUUUGUCAAAACCUUCAACCUUUUUUCGUGGUGCUUUCAGCAAAGAUUUAAGUUCCGUAGUUCCAUGAACUUUGGUUGCUACCGUGGAUAAUCAGGCUUCUUCUCCUCAUCUCUACAGAACUCUAGAUUUCAACAAAAUUGAGCGUUUACCGGACCUAUCCGAGUGCAAAUCGCUGUCUGUUCUGUAAGUAUGACAUUUAGAACGCAUUACGAUUGAGUUGCGUAAAAUUCAGACCAAAGUAAUCAGAACGGUUCAUAAACAGAACAAAGGAAGAUAUAUAAGGAAACCUAUAAGAAACCAAAGUUAAAAGAUGUAUGCAGUCUUAAACGCGGGAAAACGCCUGUCAUCAAGUCAUGAUUGGUUUGGGUUCUGCAGCUGAUUGGUUGAAGGAGAGAUUCAAUUACUUUGCGCAGUGAAGCAAAUCAAUCUCUUGCCAUCUUUUCGACACUCGUUUGAAAGUUGUUCGCAUCUAUCGAUUCAUGUUAGGUUAUAGACCAGUUUAUGGAGAGAUAGUUGUACGGAUUUUACCUUACUUAACGCAUGUCUUGUUUUCUUCCAACAGAAAAAUUGAGCACAACGAGAUCACGUCGAUAGAAGGGUCCUUGCAAAAUCUGAAAAAUCUUAAAGACUUGUAAGUAACGCCAUUCAGAUGUGUAAUUAAUAAUUUUCACCGAAGUGGAGGUAGAUAGGUGUGUUGGUAUAUACCACACAGAAACUAAAAAAUUGUUCGUUUCUGUCAAUAUGCCGAACGAUGGUGGGAUAUUUUAAAAACUUUCCUCGCUCGAUUUUAUCUCAUCGACUCCUCAGAGGUGAAUGGGACUCUGCUUAUCGCCUCCGACCUAGCCAAUCAGCGCGCGCGAAAAGCACCGUUCACCGGUGUGUUAUACACUAAUGGUGAUUAGAAUGAUAAAUGGAUAAAUUAAGAAAAGAACAAAACGAAUAAACGGAUUAGUGAAAUUUCCAUGUGAAUAUGGAUACAUCCAGACUAGUCCUGAAUUUUACCAGAUUGGUGAGGAACAAGAUUGAAGAAUGUAAACGCACACCUACUUAAGUCAUCUGUUUUCUUUGCCACUAACCUCUUAGGACUCUAAAGGGAAACAAAAUCCAAAGCCUGCCAAGUCGGACGUUUGAAGGAGUCGAGUAUCUGGAGGUUCUGUAAGUAUUUAAAUAAAAAUAGCAAAUCCUGGAGAUGUGAAACAGGAGCUUUUACCUUUGGGUCCAAAGAAACAACCAUUGCAAAAGUGGGCGCUGGAAAUAAUUUUUUUACAUCUUAUCGUUACUAUUUGGGAAUUAUAGCUGACAUUAUCUUGAUGUUAAACGUAUUUAUUAUCCUUUCAUCGUAUUUUGUCUUUGUAGGAAUCUUGCGAAAAAUGAAAUCACACACAUUUCUGAAGACGCAUUUCCACAAUCAAAUAUGAUCGAAGUCUUGUAAGUACAUAACUUUUCCUUUCAUAACUCAUUGUAAUUCGUUUAAAAUUCCAGGUCAAAGGUACCUAACAUUUCUGACUGGAGAAACAACCAUCUCUAAUAACAUCCUCUCGGUUAUGAAUCAAUCAAAAUAGUCUCAGCCAAACGGCCUUUUGAUGCUCGGUGUGUAAACAUCAUUAAAAGGAAUAAUGAACACCAAUUAACCACAUAUAGGUUGGUGUCUGUAAAGCUUGAUAACAGCUUUUUAACUGCAUCAAAAUCAUUCUCAUAAUACUUCCCUUUGUUUUGCAAUAAUAGAUCAAUAACAAACACCAACUGGUUGAGGGAUGGGUAGGUGGGUGGUGAACCAAACCCAAUAUUAUCCAUGCCCGAAUUACUUAUUUACUAAAUCCGAAGUCGCGGUCUCCAGCUCAUUUCUAAAUACCCUUGCUAGUUUAUGGGAAAGCUCCAAGUGGAAUGUGUGUACUUAUUGACAUAAAAUGCAAUCUUCUGCUUCUUUUUUUGAACAGAAAAAUUGAGGAAAACAAAAUCACGUCGAUUGAAACGUCUUUCCAAACUCUGGGAAGUCUUAAAGAUUUGUAAGUGUACUUUGUUACUCACAUUUUGGAAUGGGCAUUUAUGGGAAAUUCCUUCAAUAAUUCGCAAUUAAACAAAAGAUCUCGACUUUUGUAAACCUAACAAGUAAGCGAAUUCGUGAGUUACAGAACAUAUAGAUAGAAUUAUGGAUAUCUUUAAUAUAAGUAUGAGAUAAGAAAAUGCCUUAAAAUGUAUCUGAAACUUUUCUUUCUGUAGAAGCUUAGAAGGAAACAAAAUCCAGGGCUUACCGAGUCAGACGUUCAAAGGAGUAAAGAAACUGGAAAAUCUGUAAGUACUAAAUGUCGACCAGAUCGUUCCAAAAUGAUUUUUAGUACGUCAUAACUAAGCAGGCGACAGCCCAUCAAGACUCUUGAUUUAAGGGCAUACAGAGUUUACUUCAAAUUGAUCGAUAUCGUUUUGUUUUAUGAAAUUCAGAGAAAAGCUGGAUUGUCACCCUCUGCAAGUCAUUUUAUUUUUCGUUUUACUAUGCCAUUAAACUUACACUGGCAUUUCGUAAUAUAGACCGCCUAAUCACACAAAUUUGAAAAUUGUUGCACGGGGUUGUGGAUACGCCAUUAGAGAUUCCCAUUGCUUAUUUGCAAUCAAGUAUUUAAGACCUCUCAUAGGAACUAAACAGCAUCAUAUAACUGACUAUAUUUUAGUGAUUUAAGGUCUCCAUGCGUGUGUUCUACAAAGGAAGAUGUGUUGAUUACACCCAGGGCUUUCAUCGGCGGGAACGAUGGUACGCGGGUGGAAGGGGGGGGUGAUACGAAACACCACAGUCCAAUGGAAGCCCAAAGUGGAAUCCAGCUAGAUACCGAUACGCAUCAUCUUAAGAGGGUGCUCUGAAUUGUUGUUUCAAUUCUUGAAAAAGUUGUACUUUGCUGUCAGGCUGAUCUUGUUGUUUAAAAUUCUCCUCGUAGAAAUCUUGCGGAAAAUGAAAUCAGGUACAUUGCUGAGGACGCAUUUGCACCGUUUGAGAUGAUAAAAUUCUUGUAAGUACAUACAUUCGUGUAUUCGUGAACUUUCAUCGUUCGGAGAUUAAUUUAUUUUUUAGUAAGAAAAAGAAAUUUUAAUAAGGAGACAUUUGUGGGGAAAUACGCUCAAAUGCGAUGGACUUCAGUUUUGUCGACAUGGGCAAGUUACUGAAACUUCAUUAAUAUUGCUUAAAAAAAUUAAACUUGCCAAAUACUUAUAUUCAGUGGAGAAAGGAAAGGGGAAGAUUUUACCACCAACCGUACAACUGAACAAAGUAAAAUUUCUGUCUGGAAAAACAGUGGCUUUUAACAGCAUGCCUUGAUGUAAUGGUCACGAACUGAUGGAUUCCCCCUGUCGAUUGUUAUAUGGACAAACCUAAGCCAGACUGUACAAAUAGAAGAACCAUGAAUUUGUAGCUUAGGAUGGAAAGAAGGGAAUGUGUGAGUAAUGGAAGGAGAAGAGGCGGGAGGGGGGGGGGGUCGAGCCUUAGAGCCCCUGUUUGUUGACCCACGUGAUAAUUUUUUUAUGAUAAAACAACGCGUCAUUUCCCCCUUACAUGUUUGGAAGACGCUCGUGUAGGAACCUCCUCCUGCCAACCCUAAACUAGGGUUGAUCGGUUAGCAAACUGCAUGUUAAAAAAAACAAAACAAAACAAAACAAAAAACGGUUUCAAAAAUUCUUCUGCGCUUCCACUACCACCAGCAAUCUUUUGAAACACUUUGUUUGAAGUGGGAGUCAAAAUGAUUUGUUCUAUCUUUUAGACAAUGCAUCUCUUUAAAAACAUCGAUUCAUGUGUUAAUUAGUUUACUUGUGUGUUUGUAAAUCUUGUCUUCAGGGAUCUGAGCAACAACUGUUUUCCAGUACUUCCUGCUAAAGGGCUGGAAACACUUGAAACUCUUAAGGUGCGAGGCAACAGAGAACUAAAGGGGUUACCUGCAGCAAAACUCCAUAAAAUUCGAACUGUGGAAGCGCACUACCCUUAUCACUGCUGUGACUUCCGAAAACAACGUAAAAAGAAAGAAAGUCCAGACAGGACUGAAAAGCUGAAAACAAGCGAGUUCAAGAAUUCUUGGACCUGGGCUGAGGGUGAAGAAGUCACCUUUCUACGAAAUAGUCCCGAGGAUAACUUAACUUCCAUCACAAGCAAUGAAGAAAUGUCAGGCUUCGGUUCUGGAAACAUAGACCCAGCAAUGGAAUUCGACGGCAGCUCGGAAAUUGCGACAACAGUCGGUUCGGGUCAGGUUAGCAAUGUUGGCCGUGUAGAUGAUAUUUCCAUUGACGAGGACGACGACCACCAAGUCACGUGCACCCCUGAGCCUGCUGACCCUUUUUUCCCGUGUGAUGAUCUCAUGGACUCUUCGCUCCUCCGUAUCGGCGUGUGGAUAGUGUUCUUGCUUGCGUUGCUUGGCAACGCCAUAGUCAUCUUUGUGAUCAUUACACGCAGCUCACGAAUCGACGUGUCUAGAUUUCUGAUCUGUAAUCUAGCUGUAGCAGAUUUGUGCAUGGGUGUGUAUCUCGGGCUUUUAGCAGUCGUCGAUGCGUCAACCCUCGGAAACUUUCGGAGCUAUGGUGUCGAGUGGCAGUUGAGCCCAGGGUGUAGGACAGCGGGGUUUCUCGCUGUAUUGUCAAGCGAAACAUCAGUUUUCACGUUGACUGUAAUCACUAUUGAACGCUACAUUGCUAUCACGCAUGCGUUGGACAUCACUAAAAAAAUGAGCUUAAAGAAAACGUACCUUGUGAUGCUUGUUGGUUGGUGUUUCGCUCUCACAGUUGCAACACUGCCGUUGUUCGGGGUCAGCGACUAUACCAAAUUCAGCGUUUGUCUGCCGUUUGAGACUGGGAACACGAAAUCUUUGGUAUACGUUACAUCAGUGCUCAUACUAAAUGGGUCAGCGUUCAUCGUCAUAUUAACUUGUUACUGUAGAAUUUACAGCGCUAUCCGUGGCUCAAACGCCUGGAACACAAAUGACUCAAGAACUGCACUAAGAAUGGCAAUUCUCAUAUUUACAGACUUUUCGUGCUGGGCACCCAUAACUGUGUUUUCUCUCACCGCAGCGUUUGGUGGAGAGUUUGUGAGCCUUAAAGACGCAAAAAUAUUUACAGUUUUCGUGUUUCCUCUCAACAGUUGCGCUAACCCUUUCCUAUACGCUAUUUUUACUGCACAAUUUAAGAGAGACUGUAUUUCGCUGUGUCGUAGAGUAAAAAGUUCUCAGAUUCCUAAAAUAACAAGUUCGAGGCGAAAAUACUCAUACUCAAGUGGUGAAAUGAGGCGGAAUUCACAAGUGAGUUCAUCGAACGGACUGGAAGGUAUGAUAGCAAAGCUGCGCCCGCGUGAGCAGCGGCGGAACUCCCUUCCACCAUCCAUGAGGCUGAUGGUUAGCAGACCUGCAAAUAGCAAGAGUUCGGAGACAGUGAGGAAAGAGGUCAUUGUCGAAAAAGUAACGGUUCUCUAAAUGCUUGACAUAACGCACUCGAUUAAAUGAUCCUCAGAACUGAAUGGGUGCCAUGACAUGCAACUCUGGUGAAGGCGUGUUUCAAACGUAGUCUGUAUUGUAUCAUGUCUCCUCCAAUUGCAUGCUGUGUAAUCUAUCAAUACUGUACAAAUUGUAUCAUACAAUUAUUUUAUUAGGUCGUAGAUAGUAUAUCUAUGAGAGGAUGGUGGAUCAAUGAGAUGAAUUUCAACAUAUAAUAGUUGUGUUCAUUGACAACCUGUCUGGUUUGGGUUUUAGUAAGGAGCGAAUAUGUUAGUAAAUUGUCUGUGUUUCAAACACGAGAGAGUUGCUUGUAAAUUACCUUUUUCUGUGGAAUAAGCUUGCUCGAGGCUCGCACAAUUUUUACGUUUAUAAUUACAUUGUGAUAAAAUAUAUUAAGUUGACAUUCAAGUCAACACAGUGCGAAACAAUGUAUAAAACUAUGUAAGAAGUUGGUGGCAUAUUUCAGCGGUCCGUCAAAACUCAGGCUAGAGUAAAUAAAGCAGCUUCAUAGUUAUAUUGAAGAAUAGUAGCGGCCUUUUAGGGCAUGAUACUGCGGGAAAAAGUUGUGCGCUGGGUUAAGGUUGCAAUUUGUUAUGAGUUUGGAAAAUAGCUGAUGGAAAGAAGAAAUUGAAACUUUCGAAAAUUCCUGAGAAAAAUCUUCAGUUCUCGUAAAAUGGUAGAAAUCUUGAAACUGAAAAUAACUCAGUCGCUCGGGCCAAUUUACGCGCAACUUUAUCUCUUCGAUCUUUUUUCUUAGGUUAAGGAAGGGAUGGGGUCCGUUCGAUCCUGCAAUUUUGAAAAAAAUGUUUAAAAUCUGUGAAUAAGCGUAUCUCUGAAACACUUAGCAUGUAUUUAUUGCCCAAUUUAUCGCAGUUAAUCAAGGGAUAAUGUAUUUGCUGUAAUAAGCAACAUUAUUUACGAUCUUUUAAAUUUUACAUUCCAGUCACGAAAAACAACCCAUUAGGAGUUUGUUUCACAAGAUUGUAUUAAAUUAUAUAAUAUUAUGUUAUUAUUCAAUGACAACAAUAGAUGGCUAGAAUAUGCAGAGAUAUUCAAUGGAAAGAUAUGGUCCUAAGCAAAGAAUUCGGGCCACGUGAGGUAAUCGGUUAUAACAGUGAAAAACUGGGGAUGGUUGUAAUCUUAAAU
Pocillopora meandrina is the source of this 25702-nucleotide messenger RNA. Lineage: Eukaryota; Metazoa; Cnidaria; Anthozoa; Scleractinia; Pocilloporidae. The record is from the annotation of a GenBank genome assembly.